AUGGUAGGUUCAUGCACGUAUGAUGAAGUUGAAGGCAGCAUCAAGGCUCUAGCGGCUGAGGCUAAGUCCCAACAGAAGGAGCAUGAACAAUCUGCUGCUCAGGCUACCACGGCUAAGUCGACUGCUACUACUGCUGCUGGACAUACCACUAAGAAGUGA
Perkinsus marinus ATCC 50983 is the source of this 159-nucleotide messenger RNA. RefSeq lists its product as hypothetical. The transcript has a single exon. The coding region runs from base 1 to 159 and encodes 52 amino acids. The record is from RefSeq and is a predicted model, not a curated record. Lineage: Eukaryota; Perkinsozoa; Perkinsida; Perkinsidae.